AUGGACGGAAUGGUAGCGUCAAACCCCAAUAGUGGUGGUGGUGGUGGUCUUGAUGACAAGCGAAGCACAAACAUGACUCCUAUUGCAGGGUCAUUAGAACAACAACUGAAGCACGUCAUCCCGGGUUUUCUGAUUCUCAUCGAUCUCUGUCUGAUCGGAGUUCCACUCUAUCUCUGUCACGUGAUCUAUGUGAUUCUGGUCUAUUACGGAUAUCUGGCUGUGGUCACUCUGUGCCUGUUCCUGAGCUACAUCCUCGGUAUCGGGGAUCGGAAUAGUCCGGAAGCCGGGAAUCCCACUGUUUGGAUCGCUGGUUACCCUUUUCUGCCCAAUGGCUAUUCAGAUUUCACCAAUGUGCAUCGAAUUCUGGGAACCGUGUUUGGUAGUGCGGCCUUGGCCAUCGUAGUACACUGUCUACUGUUAUCCGUGGUCAUACUACGAGAUUUCUUCGCCAGCCUGUUUCAUCGGAGCACGGAACUUUGGAUCGAUGAUACCGGACCGGCUGUCACUGGGGAUCCUCAUCUAACCGAUCAACUGUUCACCCCUGCGACCCCUAGCACAAGCACAACCGAGGCCACAUUGUAUCCACCUGUAUCAAGUCUGACACUUGUGGAGGAAAAGCCCCCUCUGUACGACGGAACGAAUACGGCGUUUAAUCACAGUCAUGAGGUGCCUCAGUGA
Messenger RNA from Echinostoma caproni, 678 nucleotides. Lineage: Eukaryota; Metazoa; Platyhelminthes; Trematoda; Plagiorchiida; Echinostomatidae. The record is from the annotation of a GenBank genome assembly.